AUGAAUGACGAACAGUUCUAUGCAGCUUUUCGAUCAGACGCAAGACAACCUGGCAUAGAAAUCAAUCCCGGGCUGUUUGAAAACAUUAUCAAAAAGGACCGAGCUAAGAUGAAAUUCAUACAGCGGUUCACAAAUCUUUUCACCGGAGAGAAGGAAGAAAGAACAGAUACUACUGGUGCUAUGAACACUGAGCCAAAAGAAACAGCACCCUUGCCCGUUUCGUCAUGCAAAUGCUCAUGUCAUGUAAGUGCCACUUGCUCAGCCAAAGCUUCGGAAGAGAAACAAAUCUACAUUCUUUACUCAGAUAUGGAUGAGUCGUGUCAAGAUAUGAUUGUAGAUUAUUUACUCCGAUAUUGGAACCCAGAAGUUUGCUUUGCAUCGGCAUAUCUCAUUUUGCUCAAACUUGAACGCGAACGCGGACCAGGCUGGAGGUUGGAUAAGAUAUUCAGAAGAGACACUGUUCGCGAAGAUGCCGUACCGAAUUCAACAUUCAAUUUUUGUUUCCGUUCAGAGCACUCCAUGUAUUCUAUUUGGCGUCAAGAAGCGGAAGAGCUCCCAGGCAUUCUAUCAGUUUAGUGGGAAACCAGGCCGUUGCAUAGACUUGGACAAUAUAUCUUUUGUCAGAGAUACCGAAUAGUUUAACACGUUCCAUAUGCGUUGACGGUGGAAAGCAUUGAUAAUGACACUCCAGCUUUUAAUACUUUUGGCUGUUCUUCCCUUCAGCCUUCUCCUUUCACUGUUAAUCGAGAUGCAAAUGAAAUGGAUACACACUUA
Molecule: messenger RNA, 774 nt
Organism: Dicrocoelium dendriticum
Lineage: Eukaryota; Metazoa; Platyhelminthes; Trematoda; Plagiorchiida; Dicrocoeliidae
Source: the annotation of a GenBank genome assembly